AUGGCGUCCGGAGGUGGCUUCCUGGGUCUCAUAGCCUGCCUCUUGGUGUUUCAGUCAGAGCUCUGGGAGGCCUGGGCAGCUGCCGCUGUAUUCUCUACUGCUGAUUUCUCCUCAGGACACAGUGAGACCCCAAAGGUGGACCCACUGCCACCCAUGCAGGUGCAGGUGACCAGGAUGGCCCAUCAGGACCGAUCCUCUCCUUUCAAGCCGUUUUCCUUCGGCUGUGGCCAACCCCUGAUGAAAAUCAUGGGAGGUGUGGACGCUAAGGAGGGAAAGUGGCCCUGGCAGGUGAGCGUGCGGGUCAGACACAUGCAUGUCUGCGGAGGCUCCCUCAUCAGUGCCCAGUGGGUGCUGACUGCGGCCCACUGCAUUUACAGCCGAAUUGCGUACAAUGUCAAGAUGGGCGAUCGGAGCGUCUACCACGAAAACACAAGUCUGGUGAUUCCCAUCCAGAAAAUCGUUGUCCACCCCCAGUUCUCGUCAGCUACUGUUGUUAAAAACGACAUAGCCCUUCUCAAGCUCCAGCAUCCCGUGAACUUCACCUCUCAGAUUCACCCCAUCUGCAUCCCUCCAGAGAAUUUUUUUUUGGAAACUGGGACCAAGUGCUGGGUGACGGGAUGGGGCAAAAAAGACCCAGGAUCGGAUGUUCCAGCAGAAAUUCUCCAGGAGGUGGACCAAAAUAUCAUCCAUCAUGCCCAAUGCAAUGAGAUGUUGAAGACAGCCACAUCGGCUUCUAAUGACCUAGUCAAGAGAGGGAUGAUCUGUGCCUAUAAAGAUCAAGGAAAGGAUUCUUGCCAGGGAGAUUCUGGCGGCCCUUUGGUCUGUGAGUUUUUUGAUAAAUGGGUGCAGGUGGGCAUUGUGAGCUGGGGCAUUGGCUGUGGCCGCCGAGGACAUCCUGCAGUUUAUACCGACGUUGCCUUCUACAGCAAGUGGCUAACCGAGGUGGUGAACCAGGCCGCUUGCUUCUAUCCACGUGUCUUCCUCAUCUUACCGCUGUGUUCGCUGACCCUGUGA
Chionomys nivalis (European snow vole) is the source of this 1014-nucleotide messenger RNA. Its product is annotated as serine protease 42-like. The transcript has 5 exons. The record is from RefSeq and is a predicted model, not a curated record. Gene Ontology annotation, biological process: proteolysis. Gene Ontology annotation, molecular function: serine-type endopeptidase activity. Bases 1 to 1014 code for a protein of 337 amino acids. Lineage: Eukaryota; Metazoa; Chordata; Mammalia; Rodentia; Cricetidae.